Messenger RNA from Pyrenophora tritici-repentis Pt-1C-BFP, 1242 nucleotides. RefSeq names its product mitochondrial 37S ribosomal protein uS2m. NCBI's taxonomy places the organism in Eukaryota, Fungi, Ascomycota, Dothideomycetes, Pleosporales, Pleosporaceae. Gene Ontology annotation, biological process: translation. The record is from RefSeq and is a predicted model, not a curated record. Gene Ontology annotation, cellular component: ribosome; mitochondrial small ribosomal subunit. Gene Ontology annotation, molecular function: structural constituent of ribosome.
AUGAUAUUAAGGAGCGUAGCAGCCCGCAGCUGCCCCCGCGCCCUCGCACGACAUGCCCCGCUGCGACGAUUUCUCUCCACCGAGACUGAGUCUAUCCAUGCUUCAGCCGAGAACAGCCUGAAGCAGCUGCAGUCGAUAGAGGCCCAACUCAACACCCACCUCACCCAACCAGUGCCCUCGGUCGACCCUGAAACACACGGAACUCCCGCCGCAGCCACAGACAAUGUCGCGGAACAGUACCGCAUGUACAAGCAGCAGUCCAAGCAGAUGGGCAAGCUUGGAACCGUCGUGCUGCCUCACUACCAACCCCACACCCUACUGAACCACCCCCCUUCGCCCGCCGACGUCACUCUCGAACUCCUCCUGGCCUCGGAAGCCCACCAGGGCCAUGUGACCUCACUUUGGAAUCCUGCAAAUGCUCGCUAUAUUCACGGCAUACGGCAGGGUGUGCACAUCAUCUCGCUCGAGGUGACGGCUGCCCACCUGCGCCGUGCUGCCAAGAUCGUCCAGGAGGUCUCUAGGAGGGCAGGCAUGAUUCUGUUUGUGGGAACCCGCGAUGGACAGGAAAGGGCCGUUGCGCGCGCCGCUGAGCUGGCCAAGGGUUACCAUCUGUUCGAGCGCUGGAUACCGGGAAGCAUCACCAACGGACAGCAAAUCCUGGGCAAGUGCAGGACAAAGGUGGUCAAUGAGCUGGACGAGGAAGUUCCCGGCUUCGAAGAACAGCUCCUUGCAAGGCCAGUGCUGCGACCGGAUCUUGUUGUCUGCAUGAACCCACUCGAAAAUUACGUUCUGCUCCAUGAGUGUGCCCUCAACAACAUCCCCACGAUUGGCGUCAUCGAUACCAAUGCGGACCCUACCUGGGUCACGUACCCCAUUCCGGCCAACGAUGACAGUCUCCGUUGUAUCCAAGUCAUUGCAGGUGUACUAGGUCGGGCUGGUGAAGCAGGCCAAAAGCAACGCCUCGCCGCUGCUGCCCAAGGCAAAAUAACCUACCUUCCGGCCCAAGGUCUCACAAAAGUUGAUGCAGACGUCGACGGUGCGGCACCAGACGCCGGCGUAAUAACAAGCGACUCUACCUUGCGCAUAGGCAACGCGGUGCCGAGAGAGCGCGUCGACGAGACAGCCGAAACGCUAGAGACGGGUCUUGAAAAUGCCGAUAAAAUGGAAACCAAAAUGGACGACGUGAACAACCACGAAAGUCACCGCACCAGGCAAGGCAGGGACAUCAAAGUCACCUCCUAA